Messenger RNA from Setaria italica (foxtail millet), 1564 nucleotides. RefSeq names its product WUSCHEL-related homeobox 6. The record is from RefSeq and is a predicted model, not a curated record. Gene Ontology annotation, biological process: adventitious root development. NCBI's taxonomy places the organism in Eukaryota, Viridiplantae, Streptophyta, Magnoliopsida, Poales, Poaceae. Gene Ontology annotation, molecular function: DNA-binding transcription factor activity; DNA binding. The coding region runs from base 186 to 1124 and encodes 312 amino acids. The transcript is spliced from 3 exons.
UAAAUUGGGUGCCUCUCUCUCUCUCUCUCUCUCUCUCUCUCUCUCUCUCGAUCGAAACCACAAACCUACUGCCCUUCACUCGUAGUGUGUGUGCUAGUCGUGUGUCGCGAACACCCACAACCUUCCAGAGCCAAAGAUUCCAAUCAACCAACGCUCUUCGCUCGCCUAACCAGUUAGAUCGAUCGAUGGAGGGGAGCAGCAACAGCCCGGACAGGCAGUCAUCGGGCGGCAGCCCGGAGGAGCGCGGUAGCGGCGGCAGCGGCAGCGGGGGCCGGGGCACCGGCGGGGAGCCGGUGCGGUCGCGAUGGACGCCGAAACCGGAGCAGAUACUGAUCCUCGAGUCCAUCUUCAACAGCGGCAUGGUCAACCCGCCCAAGGACGAGACCGUCCGCAUCCGCAAGCUGCUCGAGCGCUUCGGCGCCGUCGGCGACGCCAACGUCUUCUACUGGUUCCAGAACCGCCGCUCCCGCUCGCGCCGCCGCCAGCGCCAGAUGCAGGCCGCGGCCGCGGCCGCGGCGGCAGCCGCCUCCUCCGCCGCCCAGAGCUCUCCAGCGGCUAGCCCCACCGUGGGCCUUCCGUCUGGCGCCGUGCAAUACCCCUUGGCCAUGGGUGGGAGCGCCUGCCAGUAUGAGCAGCAGGCGAGCUCCUCGUCGUCGUCGGGAAGCACGGGAGGCUCGUCGCUGGGGCUGUUCGCUCUCGGCCCGGGGGUGCCCGGCACCGGCGCUGGGUACUUCCAGGCGUCGUGCGGUGCUUCUUCGCCGCUGGCAUCCGGGCUGAUGGGCGACGUCGACAGCGGCGGCGGCAACGAUGAUCUCUUCGCCAUCUCGCGGCAGAUGGGGUUCGCGGAGAGCCCAGUCGCCGCCUCCUCCUCCGUGGCGCCGAGCACCGCCGGGCACCAGCAGCAGUAUUACUCAUGCCAAUCACCUGCAGCGACGAUCACGGUGUUCAUCAACGGAGUCCCAAUGGAGGUUCCCAGGGGUCCAAUAGACUUGCGAGCCAUGUUCGGCCAGGACGUGAUGCUCGUUCACUCCACGGGGGCCCUCCUCCCAGUCAACGAUUAUGGAAUUCUAACGCAGAGCUUGCAAAUGGGCGAAAGCUAUUUCUUGGUGGCGAGGCCAACUUAAAACUGCCCGUAGCUAGAUUGUAGAACAGUCUCUCUCUCUACUCAAUAUUCAUUGGAUUGGAUGGGAUGCAGUUUCAUAAUCAAUCAACAGAAAGGACGUUUAAUUGCGAGCAAAUGAUUCCAUCAUCCAUCGUGCAUCGAGAAGAGAAGAUAGAAAUAUAUAUGUAUAUUGCACCUCAAGAAAGUACCUGCUGUAUGUCCUUAAAACAUACGAAAUUAAGCGUGGGCGGUCGAUUUUCUCAAUUGGAUUAUGAAUUACAAAACGCAUGUGCAUGCAUGCAUGAGCCUCCUUGACAGUCGAGCUAUGUAUUCUUUUUAGCUAGACAGUUGCACCUUGCAUGGUACUGGUUUAUAAAUUGUGAUGUAAUGCUAUAUAUGUCGGCUAGACGCGGUUGGAAUGUCUGUCCUUAAUGUAAGGCCAAAUGGAGGUCUAAAAUAUGA